GCCUGUACGACUGUUUUUUUAUCCCAAGGUCAAACCCCUCCAUGGUAUGGCCCAACAAACACAAAACUACAGCACACACGAGGAAAUGAAGGUUCAAAAAUAUGACCUCUGCAAGCCCAUUAUUCAAUAAUUAAAUUAUUAGAUUAAUGGGUUCGGAUAGGAGACAAAAUAGUUAUAUUAUACCUGGACUGUGAGUUUAAAAGAAAGGAGAAGGCAGAUCACAGUUCACAGACAGAGAUGGCAGAAGAAGCAAAGGGAGGUGUUAAGAAUUUAUUGCUAGCACAAUUCAAAGAAGGAACCUCGGAGAGCCAGAUUGACCAACUGAUCCAAGGCUAUGCCAACCUAGUCAAUCUCAUUGACCCCAUGAAGUCCUUCCACUGGGGACAUGAAUUGAGCACUGAGAAGCAGCUGGAAGGGUACACUCAUGUGUUUGAAACAACCUUUGAGAGUGUGGAGGGUGUUGCAGAGUACAUAGCUCACCCUGCCCAUCUUGAUUUUGCAAACUUGUUCCUUCCCAAUUUAGAGCAAUUAUCUUUCAGCUCAACUGCAGACCAGCAAGUCAUCACCAUGAAAAACCCUAGUGAAAUACAAGUUAUGAUGAUGGAGCUGCUACCAGAUCCAAAAGAUCAAUCAUAAUAAACCAUUUUGUCAAUUUCUUUUCUUUUAAUUUGGGGUUUUAUUUUCUUAGUAAUUAAAAGUGUCAACUGAUUGUAAUGGUGUUAAUUUUAUGCAAUGAAGCUCCCACCUUAUCUGGGCUUUGUUUGUCUCUGUUUAUCUUUGGGCUUUGUCCUAGUGUCUUUUAUGAAGAUCUGCUCAUAGAAAAAUGAAGAAA
Molecule: messenger RNA, 832 nt
Organism: Prunus persica (peach)
Lineage: Eukaryota; Viridiplantae; Streptophyta; Magnoliopsida; Rosales; Rosaceae
Product: stress-response A/B barrel domain-containing protein HS1
Exons: 2
Coding region: 238-636 (132 amino acids)
Biological process (GO): pollen tube adhesion
Source: RefSeq, a predicted model, not a curated record